GAUCUAGACCUCCUUCUGAGCUUUGACAGAAGCACUGAUCAACCAACUGUCCUGUAGGUAGCUGGUGAGAAAUGGCACUUGCUCCGCGCUCGGCUCUGCCUCUGCGCUCCCUGGUGUGGCUAAGGAUCAUGUCGCACAGCAAGCCAUAUCUGAUCUCUUUCUCCUCCUCGUCCUCCUCCGACGAUGCCAUUCUGCUGGCAGCUCGAGGAACUGCCACUCCAGUUGCUCGUGCCGUUCAGCCUCCAACCGCUCCAGGUUCGAGUUGUGGCGGGUCCGUUACUCCGGAGCAAAGAGUUCUUCACCCACUUCCAUCUAGCACACCUAAAUUUCCAAUCCACAAGCCUUCUCGUCCCGCCCUCCAAUAUCCUGACCAGCCAUGCAACAUACUUCAGCCUCUGAAAGACAAACCUUUGCCGGCAAAACAUGGUGAUCACAAAGUUCCCCAAAGCCCCAAGUUUAGCCACUUCCCGAACCAGUCGAUUGCUGAGCCUGUUGGCAAGUCUUUGACGCCCCUGGAAGAUCCUAGACACUCUGUCCCUGGUGAUUCAUGUAUCACACUUCAACCUGUAACUCACAAGUAUUCACCGAAAGCACGUCCUAAUCACAAAGUUUGUGAAGAUCCUGAUAUUCGAGAUCGCCGAAUUCCCAAGGACAGGUCACUCCACGAGCCGCCGCACCCAACUCCUGCCCCUUUCAUCAACGAGCAUGCUUACAAGUCUCCGCCGAAACCAUAUCCUGAUCACAAAGUUUGUGAAAAUCUUGAUAUUCGAGUUCGCCAAAUUCCCAAGGAUGGCUCUUUCCGCGAGCCGCCACACCCAAGUCCUGACCCUUUCGUCAACGAGCAUGCUUACAAGUCUUCACCGAAACCACAUCAUGAUCACAAAGUUUGCGAAGAUCCUCCUAUUCGAGUUAGCUCUAUCCGCCCGCCGCCGCACCCAACUCCUGACCCUUAGUCGAUGAGCACGCUUACAAGUCUUCGCCGAAAGAACAUCAUGAUCACAAUGUUUGCGAAGAUCCUGAUAUCCGAGUUCGCCCAAUUCCCAAAGAUAGCUCAUUCCACAAGCCGCCGCACCCAACUCCAGACCCUAUCAUCGACGAUCACGACAAAGUUUGAACACCCCAUCGAUGAGUCUUGGACGGGAAUUGCCAGUUAUUCAGGCCCUACGAGCAAAGGCUUGCAGUGGUGAGCUAGGAUAAAAAUCUCGGCAGUUACUGUCAUGUUACCGCCGCAACGACCAUGUAAUCUCAAUGUUGCCAUAUUUUUUUUUCUUUCGAAAAGGAGGAAUACCCCCGGCCUCUGCAUCAAUGUAACAUCAAUGCUGUCACAUGGAGUGAUAUUUUGUAAUGUUCCAAUCAACUUUAUCAAAUAAAGGUGUACGUUAGAUUUUCGUUUGA
Triticum urartu is the source of this 1395-nucleotide messenger RNA. RefSeq lists its product as uncharacterized. Lineage: Eukaryota; Viridiplantae; Streptophyta; Magnoliopsida; Poales; Poaceae. The record is from RefSeq and is a predicted model, not a curated record.